AUGGGAGGAAAAGGUGUGAUGAUGGUGGCGAUACUCUGCCUAUGGGCACUCUCUGCAACCUCAGAAGCAGUUGUAACAGAGGCAGAGCCAGGCUUGAUGAUGAACUUCUACAAGGACACGUGUCCUCAGGCCGAAGACAUCAUCCGUGAACAAGUCAAACUCCUCUACAAACGCCACAAGAACACUGCUUUCUCUUGGCUCCGUAACAUCUUCCACGACUGCGCCGUCGAGUCAUGCGAUGCGUCGCUUUUGCUGGAUUCGACAAGAAGAGAGCUCGGAGAGAAAGAGCACGACAGGAGUUUCGGACUGAGAAACUUCAGAUACAUUGAAGAGAUCAAGGAAGCUCUUGAGAGAGAGUGUCCCGGUGUUGUCUCCUGUUCUGACAUCCUCGUCUUGUCCGCAAGGGAAGGCAUCGAAGCAGUGGGAGGACCACAUAUUCCGUUGAAGACAGGAAGGAGAGAUGGACUGAAAAGCAGAACUGAUAUGCUUGAGUCUUACCUUCCCGACCACAACGAGAGUAUCUCCGUCGUUCUUGAAAAGUUCAAAUCCAUCGGAAUCGACGCUCCCGGCCUCGUCGCCCUCCUCGGAUCACACAGCGUGGGAAGAACUCACUGUGUGAAGUUGGUGCACCGUUUGUACCCUGAGGUGGACCCAUCUUUGAACCCGGAGCACGUCCCUCACAUGCUACACAAGUGUCCUGACUCGAUCCCUGACCCAAAAGCGGUCCAGUACGUGCGUAACGACCGUGGUACUCCCAUGGUGCUAGACAACAACUACUACCGUAACAUCCUAGACAACAAGGGCUUGCUCCUUGUGGACCACCAGCUCGCACACGACAAAAGGACCAGACCAAUUGUUAAAAAGAUGGCUAAGGACCAGGCCUAUUUCUUCAAGGAGUUCACAAGAGCGAUUCAGAUCUUGUCCGAGAACAACCCUUUGACUGGUUCCAAGGGUGAGAUCAGGAAACAGUGUAAUCUCGCCAACAAGAUCCAUUGA
Microthlaspi erraticum is the source of this 996-nucleotide messenger RNA. Lineage: Eukaryota; Viridiplantae; Streptophyta; Magnoliopsida; Brassicales; Brassicaceae. The record is from the annotation of a GenBank genome assembly.